CCAGCCAAAAUGAGUGAGGUGGGGCCAAGAAGGCCCCCCCAGGACCAGUCCUCGGGGAGUGGGCACACAGUGACCACGUCACGUCACCCCUAUAUCACAGACCCUAUCGCCUCCAAGCACGUCUGCUUCUACAAGAGCGGUGACCCUCAGUUCAGUGGCCUGCGCAUGGCCAUCAACAGCCGCACCUUUAAGACCUUCGAUGCCCUCCUGGACAGCCUCUCCAAGAAGGUCCCGCUGCCGUUCGGAGUGAGGAACAUCACCACCCCGCGGGGUGUCCACGCGGUGCACACACUAGAUGAACUGGAGGAUGGGAAGGCCUACAUCUGCUCAGACCAGCGGAAGGUCAAACCCAUCAACAUGGCAGCAGCCAGUAAGAAGCUUCCGCCCUGGUACCAUGCCAGGCCCAUGAGCGCCCGCCAUCGGGCCUUGCAACUGGCCAAACAGAACCCUGGCAGGCCCAUGCGCAAAAGAACACCUGUGACUGUGCGCACACCUAAGAGGCUAAUGGUGUUUCGGAAUGGGGACCCAAGUGUCAAACACAAUAUGAUGCUACAGAAGAGGACCACUCCCACCUUUGAGGCGCUGCUGGAUUACGUGUCCGAGUUGAUGCACUUUCCUGUGGUCAAACUACACACACCGGAUGGAAGAAGGUUAAAGCAGGACACCACAGCUGGAUACUGUAACGCCUACUGUAACGUCAUCUCAAGCUCCAGGAAAAAGAAGUCUGUAUCCAGCAGCAAAUCACGUCUUUUCUCCUCAUCGUCAGAGAGAUACUUUGUGAAUCAGAUACACCACUCCAUUGCAGGAAGUCAGUGUGACCUCCCCAGUAACAACACGGGAUCUGUGGUGCUGGAGGCUGGCCAUUUUCUGGAGUCAGUUGCCGAAACGGACGCCGACACCUACAAUCGACAUGAAGGGGCAGACAACUGUAUGCCCGGUGAUGAUGACAUUGAGAAGUCCUUUCGGGUGAACCAGGAUGGCAGCAUGACGGUGGAGAUGAAGGUACGACUGACCAUCAAGGAGGAGGAGACCCUCCACUGGACCACCACCCUGACCAGGUCCAGUGUGGCCAGCCAGCUCAGUGUGGCUGAGUCUGAGCUGGAGAUCAGAUCUCCUGAGUCCAAUGCCCUACCACCAACACAACCCAACUCCAUGGGCACCAUCAAUGGGCACAAUGCUAAAAAGGAUGAUCGUGAUGAUGAGGAUGAUAUGUCUCCAGAGGCCAGUGGACUUACCAGUGUGGAAGGAGAUGAUGAGGAUAAUUCUAAAAUACAUGUCGGUGAGGUCUCUCUCAGGAGGGCUCCUACCCCAGGACCCAGGAGAUCCAGACAGAAGCAGGCCUCAUUGGAGAACAUCAACACACCAUCAGGAGAUGAGAUUCAGGAGAACAUUGUGGGAUCAUACUCCUACAGAGAGACAACUAAGAAUGGAGAGGUCAAAGAGGAGUACUGCAUGGUCAGACAAUGCAGCAGCAGGCCAGUCCCUAAACCAAGGAGAGUUGGCUCUAUGGAUAUCAACAAUUACAAUAAGACUCAAUCCACUUUUAAAUCAGGGGCGGCUGAGAUCUUACAGAUCCAAAAUGGCGAGGAGGAAGUCAGAGAAAGUGUAAUGCACAUAUACGAGCAGCAGACCUGUCAGGACGAUUUCCUUGCUAACAGCCAGUACAGUGUCCAGGGUGUGUCCAUGUAUGAUCUGAUGUAUGGGAGACCAGCCACCUCGGAAACAGCCCGCUUCUCCUCCAGUAAUGACUUAGAGAUGGAGCUGGAAAGACUCUCUACAGCCUCAGAGUCACUCAGCGAGCGGAGGGCUGACCAGUCUCUGUCAUCUGACUUCACCAUACCCACAUCUAAGGCUGGAGGAUCUGUCCUAAAAAACAGGGUAGUAAAUAUCCAUGAAACCAGUCUCUCCAAGCCCACCAAAGACAAUGAGACCCCAAAGUUGGUCUCUGAAGCAAGCAAAGAUGAUUCCACCACUAAUGAUUCCACCACUAAAGGUGUAAAGAAAGUCAAGAAAAGGUUCUCAAAGCCCAAUUUGAGAAAGUACAAGGUUCGUAAGAGUACAACACCAGACAAAAGACGUAAAGAGAGUAAUGCAAAUGGCCCUGAUAACAAUAAAAGAGUGAAAACUGGGGGGUUUAGCCGCAAUGCAUCAAUAAGGAAAAUUUAUGGACCAAAACCUGCCAGAAGUCUAAUGAAAAAUAAACUAAAAGGAAAGGAAAUCAAAUUAAAUAUUGAAAACCCAAAGGAAUCGUCAGUGAAAGAACUAAAUGUUAGUGAAAAUAGAAAUGAAACUUCAGUUUCAGUAAAGAAGAAAUUAUUGCACGUUUCAUUUCCUACGGAGGCCCAGGUAAAGGGAACACUGAAAAGGCAGAGGUCCAUGCACGAGGAGAGAAGGAUUGAGAAAGAGAGUCAUGAUAUGUCACUGCCUGCACUCCUUUCGUCCUCUUCUAAUAUCAAUGAAUAUGUUGAGAACUGGUUAGAGAAAGCCCUCCCAACUGUGUACCCAGACCCAGUGGAGGAAACUCAAAAUGUGGAGACACCAACAAUGACUCAGGUAGAAACUGAGGGGGACAUUGUUCCAGAUGUGUCACAAAUCAAUUGUGAAAUGGAUAUUGAACAAGAUGAGUCUUGUUUUUUAAAAGAAAAAACACAAAUACCAAGUAUUCCAUCUUUGGUAACAGCAGCAUUUCCACAUAGAACAUUUGAAAAUAUAGCAACACAGACAAACCUGACUAUGGAAAACACAACAUUACCAUGUCCUUCUGACCCAUCAUUGCAAAAGACCCCAUUACACAUUGAUACUAUACAGGAAAGGUUGCCCACUAAUCCCUCAGCUGAAAAUCCACCUCUCUCCAACGGUUUCUCUGUCUUUCCUCCUGCAAUAAUCUCGGUAGAAAAGCCAUCACCCUCUGACAGUCCUUCGUUGGAACAAACCUCAAUGCCCAUAAAGAUCUCAGUAGAGAAGCUCCCAAUCCCAAAUGAUCUGUCUUUGGAAAAUACAUCAGUACAAAAUAGCUCCUUAAAAGAGAAGAUCCCAGUCUCAAACAGUCUCUCGCCUGUGAAGACACCACUGCCUGCUAAAACACAAACAGAGAAGACGCCAUUGUCCAACAAAGUCUUCGAUGUGUCUUCAGUAGCUAGCAGUCCCUCAUAUUUAAUGUGUUCAUCACCUAGUAGUUUAGGUGAUGAAGAACAACCCGUAUCAAGCAGUCCUUCAUCAGACAAGGCUCCGUCACCGACUGGCCAUGUAUUUGAAAAGACAUUGUUCAACCACUCCACUCUGAAAGAACCACCAUCACCUAAACUCCCAACAAAAAAGACACGAUUGCUCAGUAAUCUCUCCCUGGAAAAGCAACUAUCAUUCAGGAAAGCCUCAGCUGAGAAGUCUUCAAUAUCCAGUGAUCCUACUGUGGAAAAAAUGUUGGUGGAUAAGGCACCAAUCUUCAAUGGUCUCUCAUCUGACAAGACAUCACAGCCUGCUAAAACCUUAACAUCCAACAAUGUCUUAAAUGAGGCUUCAUUAGCUAGUAGUCCCUCGUGUUUCAUCUCGACAUCACCUACUAAUCUCACAUCAGAUGACAGAACCUUAUCAAUCUCCCCCUCAUCAGAGGAGGCUCUAUCACCCACUGGCCAUGUAUUGGAAAAAACAACAUUGUUCAACCACUCCACUCUGAAAGAAACAUCAUCACCUAAACUCCCAACGAAGAAGACACGAUUGAUCAGUAAUGUCUCCCUAGAAAAGCAACUAUCACUCAGAAGAUUGUCAGUGGAAAAGUCUUCAUUGUCCAGUAAUCCUACUUUGGAGAAGGCCCAGUUAUCAAAUCCUGUUCAAAUCACAGUAGACAAAACACAACUACCUAACAGCCACCUAUUGGAAGAGACAUCACCACCAAAUAAGUCUUCAUUACCCAGUGACCCCACUUCAGAAAAUACCCAAUUAUCUAGCAGUCCUCAACAAGGAAGGACACCACUACCAAGACAUAUCUCUUUGAAAACACAAUUGCACAACAAUAUUUCACCUGAAAGAACAAAUGUACCCACUCUUAUGACGAGAAAUAAGUCAGCUCCCAGUAAUCUCUCUUCAGAAAAGAUACCAGUACCUAGUAAUCGCACAUUGAAAAAUAGACUGUCACCAUAUUCUCAGACUUUGGAAAUAGUGUCACCACCUAUGAGACUCAAGGCAAAAAAAAAGCCAGUAUCUAGAAAUCACUCUCUGGAAAUCGAACCAUCCCCAGUAAGUCCCACCUUGAAAAGGACACCUUUACCAAGGAAAAGCCGCCAAACGCCAUUAUCGCCUAAGUCAACACCAGUACACCUCAACUCCUCCAUGAAGAAGACACCAAUACCUCCCAGUCCUGCUUUGGCGAAUCAUGAAGAGACAAAUGGUGAUGAUAACCUGAGCAAUUCGGAUCAGGGAGACAGUACAAAAGUAACAGCAGAGGAGCCUCUAACAAAAGCACAGAUACCAUCAUACAGAGAAAAAGUGCCUCCCCAGCCAGACAUGAAACCUGUGCUAGAGAACCUCUGUUUCUCAAUUCGGUCAAUUAGACAAAUCACACACAACAAUCGUCCAUCUUGUCUUGAAAAGUCAAACAGCUUACCUGAUUUCUCCUCCCAUGUGGCCUCUACAUUUGGGUCAUCCUCCAAAGCUCUCCUGGCAUUCUUAUCUGUUAUUACCUUAAAGGAAAGCUUCACUAACUGGAACAUACCUGAAUUGAAUGCAAACAGUGUAAGCUGUGCUGAGGCUUUGAAAAUGAUAGAGUCUCUGAGAGAAAUUGCCAACAUAGAGGAUGCAGAGGAGUUGAAAGCUAGCCUGUCAGAUUUGCAAAAGUCUACUUCGGCACAACUGCUGCAAAGUUGGAAGGGCUUCCAGGAACUCAAUGACAAAGUCAGAAGUCGCAGCUCAGCGCUGAACAGUUCAGAGCAUGAUCUCUUGUUUGAGACACGCCCAGUGGAGGACUACAACAUUAAUGAAAAAACACUGGAUAUCGAUGAGCUAAUAAAUGAGCUUGAUGUGCCUGAAACGGUCAAGGAAGCAUUGGCAGCCCUUUCAACAGGGGUGAGCAUGAGCAUGGAUGGGAAUGAAAUACAAAUGUCUCAAAAAGCUAAUGAAAAAGUGGAGUCAUCCCCAGAGGGAAGGGUAAAUGACAAUUCAACUGCAGUCCCUAAGGAAGAGGCUGCCAAUGAUAAUGUGCUUAAUAAAGAGGCUAAUCUUGAUGUUAAAUCCAUCAUUAAAACAUUUACAAAUAUUCACCAUCCCAAAGAGGUGGCUGAAAAUACAAUGUCACCAAUCUCAGAGAGCCCAAGCAGUAGGCAAGAGCAGUACUUCUCCUCAGAAGAACACAGUUUUAAAGAUAAUUAUAUUUGCCACAGAAACAGACAGGCAGCAAAGAAGGAAGGUUCUGAAGUUGAGCAGGACAACUGGGAAGAAGAGGAGGCUAAAUGUACACAAAAACAGGUUGACCAUGAUGAAGAAGAGACUUCCUCAGAGAUAGAGCAAGCUUACAGUUUAGUAUUGCAUGAUGGCUAUUUGGACAAGCCAGCCUGUUCUGUGGAGGCUAAAGAGAAGGAUGGGGACAUACAAGCAGGCUAUGUGGAGGAGGAAGAAAGCUUGGCGAAAGAGCAAGAAUACUACAUUGAGAACCCACAUGUGGAGCAGGAGAUCCAAUGUAUUGAGCUGCAGGUUAGCAAUGAGGAAGGAGAGUCCACCGCUGAACAAGCCCAGCGUAGCUCAAACCACCAUGAGGAGCCAAAGGUUAAAUGUGUUGAGUUGAAGGUUAGCAGUGAGGAAGGGGGAAGCUUGGAAGAAGGGCAGGAAUACUACAUUGAGAACCCACCAAGUCAUGUGGGGCAGGAGGUUACAUCUAUGGAGCUGCAGGUCAGCUGUAAAGAAAGCUUAGAAAAAGACCAGGCUAGCUCAGAGGAAGAACAGAAAUGUCAUGCUGAGGACCAAAUUAGCCAUGUGGAGUCAGAAAAUAAAUGUAUGGAGGAGGAAUGGUUUAAGGAAGAGCAGCAAUGUCACGUAGUGGAUCAGCCAAGCUAUUUUGGGCUGCAGGUUAGCCGUGAGGAAAGAGAGUCCACCCCUCAGGAGCAGGCUAGCUCAGAGGAAGAACGUGAGUGUCACAUAAGCCAAAACCAUGAGGACCCAGAGGUCAAAUGCUUGGACCUGCAGGAUAGCAGUGAGAGCGGAAAGUCCACCCCUAAAGAAGACCAGUCUAGCUCAGAUGAAGAGCUGGAACGUCAUAUUGCGAGCAAACCAACCCAUGAAGAGCCUGAGGUUAAAUGUACAGAUGUAAAGGUUAGCAGUGAGGAAAGCAUGUCUAGUCUUGAAGAAGAGCAGGCUAGCUUAGAGGAAGAGCUUGAAUGUCACAUUGAGAACCAACCAAGUCGCGAAGAGAAAGGGGUUAAAUGUGUAGAGACGCAGGUUAGUAGAGAGGAAAGAGAGUUUACCCCUGAAGACGACCGGGCUAGCUUAGACGAGGAAGAGGAAAACCGUGCAGACAACCUUCCCAAUGCAAAUGCACACAUUAACGUGAAGGAUGAGCAGACUCACUUAUGGAUGAAACAGCCUACUGACAAAGAAAUAGUGUCUACUGUCAUAGAAAUGAAGCCUAGCUUGGUCAAACAGCAUUCUAGCGAUGACAGGAUGGAUAAGGACAGCGGAAAGGAUAGUGAGCAGCAUGUCAGCUUUGAACAACAGUCUGAUACUGCAGAAGAAGCCAACGUUGAGGUUAAUUGGCGUAGCACAGAGAAGAAGCAAGUACGCUAUGAAGAGAAGCUGCCUAGCUCUGAGGCAGAACAUGUUGGCGUAAAGGAUGAGCCAUAUACAGAGGAUGAGAGUUAUGCAGAGUACGAGGAAAGCUUCGUAGAGAAACAGCCGUUUGAGGAGGACACGAAUUACGAAACGACUGAGGCAAAAACAACCAACCGUUUGGAGGACCCAUUGCCAUCUGUAGCAGAGCGAGUAAAACUACUGGAUAAGAAGAUUGCUGAUGUAGAGCAAAGGAAAAGCAUUCCUACAGAGACAACGGGCAUCAAACCAUUUGCCCACAUAAAGGUUCCCGCUUUCCCAGAUGGCGAUGAUUUAACGAACGUAUCCCAUCUAUCUAACGAACAAGCCGAGAUUGUGGAGGAAGCAUCUGAGAGGCAAACAACCAAUUAUGUUGUUAAGGAUUUCAAAGAGCAAGACAAAGCUCCUGUGCACACUUGUAAAAGGACGUGGCCUAUAAAUACAUCAGAAACUGUAGUCAUGUCCCCCCUAGCUCCACAAUCCUCCUCGCUAGCAUUUAGCUAUGAUGGCUGUAUAACUAGAGAGCCUGAGGGAAAUAGGGUCAAGAAAAUAAAGGAAAUGUUUAUGGCAAAAAGCAUUGUGGACAUUCAGUAUGGACAAACAAGACUAACCAGCACAAACAUCUCAGAUCUGUCUGACAACAGACCAGAGACUUCUGAUGGUAGUCAUCGAUCACUGACGUCAACUGAGAUGUCCAGUGGUGAGGAUGAUUCUGUGAAGAAAUCCAUCACAAAAGGCUUUGUCAGGAGAACUAUUGAAAGGCUUUAUGGGAAGAAAGAUACAAAUGAAAAAGUUCUUGCCAGUGAAAGUCAGCCCAUAUCUGUCCCAAGACCAAAGUCCAGAGAAUUUCCUGGUAAGAUCAGCCUUUCCCCAUUCCAUAAUGCACGGACCAAAGUAAUGUUGGACUUAUCAUACUUCAACGCCACAAGCUCUUUUGACACAUACAGUGAGCCAACGCGGUGUAUCGCCUUCAAUACACAGGUCGGGCCUGGAGACUGUGUCCCAAUGGAAGAAAACAGGUGGCUCCUCAGAGAGUGCGUGAUCAGAAAGUCUGUCUCAGAGCCUAUUAAUAUAAACAAGAACACAUCUGCGUUAACCGAAGAUGAUCGCAAAGACACAAAAGAAGAUGUUCCUUACUCCCUUUUCGGACACACCGAUCGGGAGGACAUGCUAAAGACUGUGAAGCCUUUAGUGGCAAAGUGCACCUAUUUCAACCUGCCUCAUGGCUGUGACUCAGACCCGUACCAGGAUGACCUAAGUUCUGUCAGCAAGGGCAGUGCCACGGGUGACGUCUCGAAGGACACGAAAGACAAUGCAGAGGAACCCAAGUUGUGGGCUGAGAAGAAUGAAACACUGCCAGCUUUUUCCCCUACUGACUUCAAGAUGCCAGAUAAUAAAGUGCACCCUCUGAUAGAAGGCCCGGGAGGUGGAAAGGUUGUGGUGGUCCAGCCUGGCAAAGGUCAGUCUGGCAAAGGUCAGACAGAUGUCAAGAAAAUUCCACAGGAGCCAGAUGCACUAGAGAUGCUCUACUUCUCCUGUGGCCAGCACUGCCCCAUCCUUUGACUGUGACACUUAAAUAUGGGCUCUCUGCAAAAGUCAGCUUAUUACUGAGGGCAUUCAAGGUACAAGGAGAUGUCAUAUAUUUCUUUAAGCUGGAUAAGACUCAGUGUGUCCUGUGGGAUGAAGUUAUUAAUGAAUACUUUGUGCCUGAACAUUAACGUUGCCACUAUGAUGGCUUAUACAGCAUGAUAUCGUAACACAUUGUAAUGGAUUGUUAAGAAAAUAUACAUUUUACAAUAACUUUGGUGGAAUAGACAACACUAAUGGGUGAAACUUAUUUCACUAGUUUUUUUUAAAUAUCAUGUGAAUUGUACAAUUUUCAAAAAACAUUUUACUCAACAAUCUGUUAUGCCAUGUUCAACUUUUAAUACCUUCUAAUAUAUUCUGUAAAUAUUGCAUCUGUACAUAUUUUUACAAUAACACCUUGACUGUGUAUUUUUUGUGUACUGUGUAU
This is a messenger RNA of Salvelinus fontinalis (brook trout), 8803 nucleotides long. RefSeq lists its product as uncharacterized. The record is from RefSeq and is a predicted model, not a curated record. The coding region runs from base 10 to 8352 and encodes 2780 amino acids. Gene Ontology annotation, biological process: photoreceptor cell development; axoneme assembly; intracellular signal transduction. Gene Ontology annotation, cellular component: axoneme. The transcript has 3 exons. Lineage: Eukaryota; Metazoa; Chordata; Actinopteri; Salmoniformes; Salmonidae.